Molecule: messenger RNA, 2414 nt
Organism: Trematosphaeria pertusa
Lineage: Eukaryota; Fungi; Ascomycota; Dothideomycetes; Pleosporales; Trematosphaeriaceae
Exons: 2
Coding region: 123-2261 (712 amino acids)
Biological process (GO): copper ion import; iron ion transport; intracellular iron ion homeostasis
Cellular component (GO): plasma membrane
Molecular function (GO): ferric-chelate reductase activity
Source: RefSeq, a predicted model, not a curated record
UGCAGUACGUUGCUACAUGGCCGCCAUCUCAGACGUCGCCAUAACACACCAUUGCACCACGGGCAGCUAGCCACCGGCACACUCACCAACCAAACCCUCGGCGAGAGCGCACCUCCGACACCAUGGAUAUGGCGAUGGGCUCCAUGAGCAUGGGCGGAAUGCCCGCGCUCAUUGAAUUCCCGAAAUUUUACUGGGCAGUAGUUGGAACUGCAAUCGGAGUCGCGACCCUCGUGAACAUUUACAACCAUGUCUUGUACAGGCAGAGGAUGUCUGCUGCAAGAGCAGGAUCGCCAAAGCCGGCAAAACCAACGUCGUGGUUCUUUAUAUGGAAUGCGACGGUGUUUGCAAUUAUGCGAGAAGCAUCCAAUUAUUCCCCACGGAUACCCAUCAAAGACAGAAUCUUUCGAGUGCCUACUGUCGGCCGCACGAGCUUGAUAUUGGCCAACCUAGUUACCAUAAUCGUAUUAUGUUUCUAUGGCUUUGACCUGAGCGACAGGUGGUCAAGAGAAGACAUCGGAUACCGCGUCGGAUUCGUUGCCAUCGCCCAGUUUCCCCUCAUCUUCUUGCUCGCCGGAAAGAACAACAUCAUCGGACUUCUUACCGGCAUCAGCCACGAACGUCUCAACUGGCUCCACCGAUGGUGCGCCAGAUGCCUGCUGUUUACCGUAACAAUACACAUGGGGUACUUCUUUGCGGAUUGGGCACCUUACAACUACAUUGGAACCCAGCUGAAGGUAAACACACUCGCCUGGAAGGGCCUGGCUGCAUGGGCGAUACUCGUCUGGAUCGUCUUCAGCUCCAUGACGCCGAUCCGAGGCUGGUGCUACGAAUUCUUCGUUCUGCAACAUCUGGUCUCUUUCGCGGCCCUGACCGGUUUCGUUUAUAUCCACACCCCAGCCGAGGUUCAUGUCUAUGUUUGGAUACCUGUCGGACUCUUUUGGUUUGAUCGCGUCGUACGAGUUUUGAGAAUGCUGUACGCCAAUGUCUCCUUCUUUCAUCCCAAACAGAGUAAGGAUGGCCAGAUGUCCGGCUUCUGGACAUGCAAAGCCAAAUUUACGCCUUUGCCACAUAAUACGACCCGAGUCGUAAUCCAGAAUCCCCCGAUCAGUUGGACACCCGGACAACACGUGUUCCUGUCGUGCCAUUCGAUCGUUCCUCUGCAGAGCCACCCAUUUACCAUUGCUUCGAUCCCAGAAGACGGGAAGAUGGAAUUCUUGGUCAAGGCUGAAACAGGUGGGACCAGACGCUUCUUCAAACACGCCAAGAAAACACACGGCCUCCCCACAACACCAGGGAGAGCAUGCACUAAAGCAGUGGCAAUCGAAGGCCCGUAUGGAUGUUUGAGACCUCUGCGCCAGUUCGAUAGCGUUGUUUUACUCGCGGGUAGCACCGGCGCUACUUUUACCGUUCCGUUGCUUCGGGACAUUCUGCAAGGCUGGAAGGAAAACAGGAAUCCAGGACGAAACACGUCUUCGCUCUUCAGACCGCACAUUGGCGCGGUCACCCGUCACGUGCGUUUCGCAUGGGUUGUCAAGAGCCGGGGGCAGCUGGGUUGGUUCUCUGAGCAACUCUCCUCCGUUUUUUCGGACUUCGAGACUCUGCAAGAGAAGCUGAAAGAUGUCAAGCUCGAGCUUACUGUUUACGUUACCUGCGACGAGGCGUUCACUGACGAACAUAAGACACUCCUUUCAAGCAUCACAGCUCCAAACCUCGACACCGAGCCGAAGAAACCCCAGGAAAUGCAGCACGGGGCGAUCGAACUUCGCAGCCGGCCUCAAUCCCUAGAAGAGAAGACCAAGGUGGAAGAGACACGAGAAGAAGUUACAGAGGUGGGAUCGGGCUCUCCGUCGCCGAGCACAAUCGCAGGAGCAUGCGGUCCAGAUGGAACUUGCUGUUGUAAGAAUACUGUUGACGAGACGUCACCCGAUGCCAUCUCUCCGUGUUGCUGCAGCAAGCCCAAUAGAGCGUCAAACCCGUCAACCCGACCUAUCUCUGGCAUAUCAUCAACACCAUCUAGUACCCAGCCAAAGACCCUCAUCCAUCCCUCUAUAUCGGUCUUCUCUGGCCGGCCGAUCCCGAAAGACAUCAUCCGGAAGUCGCUGGAGCAAGCCUUGGGCGAAUCGGCGGUCGUAGUGUGCGGGCCGCAGGGUCUAGUAGCAGACGUGAAGCAAGAUGUCUGCUCACUAAGCGAUGAGCGCGCGGUGCACAAGGGCACCGGAGCACAGGGCAUAUAUCUCCACACGGAGAGUUUUGGGUAUUGAGCUCGCGGGCUCGGAUUGGAUUCUAGUUUAUCCAACAUUCUGGGCCAGUGUAUUUCCAUCAAUCGUGCUCAUGAGGCGUGCAGGAGUACGUAACUGGCAGUGGGCGUUUCCUUUCGCCAAGGACCUGAGCGUUCCGGCCUUUUCACUUGCGUC